CCCGGCCGGGGAAGAGAAGUCAGGUACCGGGGCAGCGGCUCGGGCAUACCCGGCCGACCGCGGAAGAGAGCAGCUGAGCAGCCAUGGAGCAUCGCGGGCUGGGGUGGCCGAGGCUACCCAGGCUGCUGGAGCUGCUGGCGGCGCUGGCGGUGCAGGCAGUGCGCGCCUCCGCCGUCGCCGCCGCCUCGCCGGACCUGUGUCUUUGGCCCAUGCCUCUCUCCGUGCAGACCACCCCGCGCGUGCUGCACCUCUCUCCCGACAACUUCUUCUUCGGCCACAGCUCCACUUCCAAGGCCGGCCCCUCCUGCUCACUGCUGCAGGAGGCGUUUCGGCGAUAUUAUGACUAUAUUUUUGGUUUCUACAAGUGGCAUCAUGGCUCUGCUGAUCUUCGUGUUGGAGUGGAGUUGCAGCAACUUCAAGUCUCAGUUAUCCUGGACCCAGAGUGUGACACUUUCCCCAAGAUCUCUUCGGAUGAGUCCUAUACUUUACUUGUGAAAGGACCAGUGGCCUCGCUCACUGCCAACAGAGUUUGGGGAGUAUUACGAGGUUUAGAGACCUUUAGCCAGUUAAUUUAUCAAGAUUUUUAUGGGACUUUCACUGUCAAUGAAUCCAACAUUGUAGAUUCUCCAAGGUUUCCUCAUAGAGGAAUUUUAAUUGAUACAUCCAGACACUUUCUGUCCAUUAAGAGUAUUUUUAAAACUCUGGAUGCCAUGGCUUUUAAUAAGUUUAAUGUUCUCCACUGGCACAUAGUAGAUGACCAGUCUUUCCCUUAUCAGAGCGUCACUUUUCCUGGAUUAAGCAAAAAAGGAAGCUAUUCUUCGUCUCAUGUUUAUACUCCAAACGAUGUCCGUAUGGUGAUUGAAUAUGCCCGAUUACGAGGGAUUCGGAUCCUGCCAGAAUUUGAUAGCCCUGGACAUACGCAAUCUUGGGGAGAAGGCCAGAAAGACCUCCUGACUCCAUGUUAUAAUGGAAAAGAGCCAUCUGGGGCUUUUGGACCUAUAAACCCUAUUUGGAAUACAACUUACAGCUUCCUGUCUAAAUUUUUCAAAGAAAUUAGUACCGUGUUUCCAGAUGAAUUCAUUCAUUUGGGAGGAGAUGAAGUAGAUUUUCAUUGUUGGGCAUCCAAUCCAGAAAUCCAGGAUUUCAUGAGGGACAAAGGCUUUGGCAGAAAUUUUAAGAAACUAGAGUCCUUCUAUAUGCAAGCGGUUCUGGAUAUGAUUUCAGCCAGAAACAAGAACUCCAUAGUCUGGCAAGAAGUUUUUGAUGAUGCAAGCAAGAAGGGUCGGUGGCAUCCUCAGAGUUCCAAACUCAUGCCAGGCACAGUAAUUCAAGUGUGGAAAAUGGAGGACUAUACUCAGGAACAAAGUAAAGUUACAGAAGCUGGCUUCCCUGUGAUCCUUUCUGCUCCUUGGUACUUAGACUGGACCAGUUAUGGACAAGACUGGAAACAAUACUAUGCCGUGGACCCUCUUAGUUUUGAGGGUUCUCAGGAACAGAAAAAACUUGUCAUUGGUGGAGAAGCUUGUCUAUGGGGAGAGUAUGUGGAUGCAACUAACCUUACUCCAAGAUUAUGGCCUCGGGCAAGUGCGGUUGGUGAGAGACUCUGGAGUCACAAAGACGUCAGAAGCCUAGAGGAUGCCUACAGGAGACUAAAAAUUCACCGCUGCAGAAUGCUCAGACGAGGAAUAGCUGCAGAACCUGUCUUUACUGGAUAUUGUGACCACGAGGACAGAAUGUAAAAAUGAGCUGAAACAGAAGAAAAAUAGGGGAAAAUGCCCACAAUCAUCU
This is a messenger RNA of Eubalaena glacialis (North Atlantic right whale), 1788 nucleotides long. Its product is annotated as beta-hexosaminidase subunit beta-like. Lineage: Eukaryota; Metazoa; Chordata; Mammalia; Artiodactyla; Balaenidae. The coding region runs from base 84 to 1739 and encodes 551 amino acids. Gene Ontology annotation, biological process: ganglioside catabolic process; carbohydrate metabolic process; glycosaminoglycan metabolic process. The transcript has a single exon. Gene Ontology annotation, molecular function: beta-N-acetylhexosaminidase activity. Gene Ontology annotation, cellular component: membrane. The record is from RefSeq and is a predicted model, not a curated record.